UAAAGUGCAAAAAAGCGGAGCAGGAUUAAAAUGUGCGCGAGAUAUCGAACUUCAUCACCUGAGACCUGAGCAGCGCGCGACACCGAAAUAAGACUCUGAAGAACACCUGAAGCUGCAGGAGUGGAGGAUCUCAGGUGAGGUGGAGAUGAAGAAGUGAAGAGAAAAGAAUAGGUUCCUGCUGCUGAGGAGAGUUCAAGAGAUCAGGAGCCGAAUAAAAGCUGAAGGAACGAACUGAUUUAAAGAGAAGCGCGCAUGUUUCAGUAGAAUGGACGCUGCUAGGUGAUUUCACUGCGCUUCCGGUUCUUAAUCACCUGUCCCGUGUGUGACCAUGAGACGGAUAGGGGUCGCGUGCUCACUGCUGCUGCUGUUGCUUAGCGCGUGCGUGCCGCGGAGCAGCGCGCGAGACGCCGCACAUGGUUCAGGGUUUGACUGCUGCAAGAGCGACAUCCUGCUCCUGCUCGACUCAUCUGGAAGCAUCUCUUACUACGAGUUCUCCCACAUGCUCCACUUCCUGUCUGACUUGUUCCACCCCUUCCAGGUUGGGCGUGGUCACGUCAGGGUGGCGCUAGUACAGGUGGAUACGGAGCCGCAGGUGGAGUUUGACUUUGAUGCCCACAGCAGCCAGAACACCCUGCAGGACGCGCUACUGAGAACACCGCAGCUACGCGGGGACACCAAGACGGAAACCGCGCUGCUGUUGGCUCAGAAGUUACUGCGGCAACAGGCAGGACAGGAAGCUCCGCCCAGAGUGCUCCUGUGGCUGACAGACGGGGUGGAGCCGGGGAACGUAGAGGGUCCAAUCGCAGCGCUGCGUGAAGACGGCGUGACUGUGCUGGCUGUUUGUACUGGACACUCUAAUUUACAGGUGUUUAGCAGAGCUGUGACUCCGCCCAUUGAGCAACACCUCUACUUUGUAGAUCCUGAUUACAUGGACAUCAUCACCAAGGACCUGAGAGAAGCCAUUACAGCGCUGAUCUGCGGUGAGUGUCUGCACGUGCGUGACGUGACUUCCCAUAGUGCCGUGCUGCACUGGCGGCCCGUUCUGAUCGAAGGAUCUGGGUGGUAUGAGCUGCAAUACGGAGAGAUGGAGUGGAGCUUCAUCCCCCAACGAAAACUCAUACUGUCAUCUGAUGACACCAGGACUGUCCUCACUGACCUGGAGCCUGACACACACUACAGUGUGCUGCUCACCGCACACACACCACACACACCACACACACCUCACAGCAAAUCGCUCAGCACCAGUUUCACCACUCUGCCAGAUGUGUUGGGUCCUACUACGGUGCUGGUGUCAGAUUCUGCUCCGGACCGGCUGCGUGUGAGCUGGGCCCCGGUUCGGUCAGGACGGGUGGAGUGGUACCAUGUGGAGUUCGGGCCUAUUCCCAGUGGAGACGUACGCACUGUAAUGUUACCUGCGUCACAGAACAGCGUCCUGCUCACACACCUCCAACCGGACACACACUACCUCAUCACCAUCAGCGCCCUGCACUCCUCUGGCCACCAUGGGGCCAUCUCCAUUAAAGCCUGCACUCAGGAGGUUCUUGCAGCAAUACACGACCUCCAUCUGACCCCCAUCGGCUUCAACUCCGUGAAAGUGGACUGGAAGACUCCGGAGCAAGCGGUGGGGCUUCAGGGUUACUGGGUGAAGUGGGAGACGGCGGAACGCUAUCCAUCUUCAUCCUCUUCAUCGUCAUCAUCACGUUACCUGCCUGCUCAGUCACUGUCCACCAUACUGACUCACCUGACCCCAACGACCCGAGUGUGUGUGGCUCCGGUGUACAGGACGGCACGUGGAGAGGGGCAGUGCUGCACCACACACACCUACACAGCUGCUUCGUGAAAAGAGAGAAGCUUCCAGACUCCAGAGGAAGAAGCGUGACUGGCUUUUGGUGUGCUGUGGAGGAGAAAAAACCCCAUUACAAUUCCCUCAGAAACACUGUCGAGAGGGUUCCUGUUAGCUAACUGGCUACAUUAGCAGUACAUGUUAUGAACAAUUUCUAAGUCUGACUAAAAAUCUUCUGGUUAGCUUGGUGCUCAGCGUUAGAGUUGAAGAGUUGAAAACUAUUUUAAAAAUCUCUCUGAAAUUCUGACCACUAGCUCUGGCUAGUUAAAUAGCUUGCAUUAUGAACAUUUUAAAUUUGACUCACACUUCCUGUCAGAUUAGCUCAUGCUAGCUAGCUGCCUAGCAUCAGGGCUUAAGGUUUUAUUCAUUUCACUUUACAUUCCUCAGACAUCUGGAGAGGUUUUCUUAUAUUAGCCAGCUAGCUAGUUAGUGCAGAUGAAUAACUGUAAUGAAUGUCUUAGCAGUACAGGUAAUGGAGUAACGCUGCAUCAUGCAAUAAUAUAACAUCUGCCUUGACAUUGUUUUCAUUUCUGUUUAAAGCGCACAGCAUCAACAUUCAGAGCUACAGAUUUACAGAGCGUAAAAACACAUCUCUGUGAUAUUAUUAAACUGGUGUAAUGGGAGUGAAGUCUGGUGUCCAGGGUCAGCCUGCUGGGGUGGGGUGGGGUGGGGGGUCAUACCAAAGGAGACAAAAAUCUUUAUUUCACAUGUGACGCUGUGAUCUGAAUAAAGCCUUCUGGAUCAAAAGAGGUGAGGGAUGAGGACCAGUCAGAGGUGUGAGAGGUCAAAGGUGAAGGAGCAAACUAAUGAGAGGAAAUGAAUCAUCUCCACAGCUCUAGCUUCAGAUUCUCUCUCUCUCUCUCUUACACACACACACGCCCGAAAUGGCGGAUUGAUUGCAGCGCCGCUUUGCACACACUGCCACCUAGUGGCUGCUACACAGUUACACAAAACGCAAAACGUUGCACGCUGUGAUGGAAAGAGAAGGAAGUUUUAUUUUUCAUCCAAAAAUCCAAGCAGAAUGACCUGAAAAAUGACCAAACAGAUCCAAAGACCAAGAAGUGUUUUUAAUAGUGCUAUAUGGAUGAUUUGUUAGAGAGGUGCAGGUAUCAAAUCUACACUGCCCUUUUAUAAUGGAGACUCCAGCUGCCUGCCUCAUAGCAGGGUCAUGUGCACUGCAGAUGCAGAUGUUAGUUGAGAUGAAGAAGCAGGUUUCUGUGGAAUAAACAUCUGGAGGAUAAAACAC
Molecule: messenger RNA, 3089 nt
Organism: Hemibagrus wyckioides
Lineage: Eukaryota; Metazoa; Chordata; Actinopteri; Siluriformes; Bagridae
Product: von Willebrand factor A domain-containing protein 1-like
Exons: 6
Coding region: 329-1840 (503 amino acids)
Molecular function (GO): protein binding
Source: RefSeq, a predicted model, not a curated record